GAACCUGUGUGACAAGCAUGAUUAGCAAGAAUUGGAGAUCCAUUAUAAUAACUCCCGUCUGGGCCCUGAGUAUGGGUCUGCCCGCACCUACUUGCCGAUUCGAGGCAUAAAUAGAGGGGUCCAGUGCAACUCUGGUUGACUCCAACUUGAACCCAGAAUAUCAUGGAGAAGAUGGGAGGAGACAAGAAGCAGGAGUCUCUUUCUCCUUCUAAUCAUGCUAUACCUGGGUUUACUGGUAACCCGCAGCCCAUCAUUCCAAUGUAUAUGAAUGUGAAAGAGAAUGAGAUGCAUCGAAAAGAACUUCAUGCCUUCAGCCAGUCUCUAUGGGAUCUCAUUUUUCAACCACCGAACCUUCCGGUUCUACCGACCUCCGAUUCAUUAUCAAAGGCCCGCAUGACUCUGCUCGAUCACCUUCCUGAUCGAGGACAGGGAUUGGAAAGAACCAAAGACCACCUACUCCAUGACAUCGUACCAGCAUUCAACGCGAGUAGCCUGAGUCCUAAUUACUACGGUUUUGUGACCGGCGGCGCGACUCCAGCUGCCAUUUUAGCCGACAAUGUCGUUUCAGUAUAUGACCAGAAUGUUCAAGUUCAUAUGGAGGAACAUUCGGUUGCUACGGACGUUGAGUUUAAAGCAUUAGGCCUUGUGGCGGAUUUACUGAGACUGAAUCGGAAGACCUGGCAUAAUGGAACAUUUACAACGGGAGCCACAGCAAGCAACAUAUUAGGCCUGGCAUGUGGCAGGGAAUAUGUAUUGAGGAAAGCGGCAGAGAGACAUGGCAGUCCAAUCUACAGUGUGGGAGAACACGGACUCUUCGAAGUCUUACAAGCUGCUGGCCUUACAGGGAUUCAAGUACUCUCUACAAUGCCCCAUUCCUCGGUUGGGAAAGCAGCAGGGAUUCUAGGAAUAGGACGUUCUAACAUGAAGAGUAUCUGCACUUCCCCAACGAAUCCUCUUGAGAUUGACAUAGAGCUGUUGGAGAAGGAACUCUCAAGAACCGAGAAAGCCAGUAUUGUGUGUAUAUCCUGCGGAGAAGUCAACACAGGCCAUUUCGCGACAAACGGUGGCAAGCAGAUGCGUGAAAUUCGGAGAUUAUGCGACAAGUACGGUGCCUGGAUUCAUGUUGACGGAGCAUUUGGUAUCUUUGGUCGAAUAUUAGACACAUCUCAAGAGGAAUACACAGCCAUUACCCGCGGAUGCGAAGGCGUUGAACUCGCAGACUCAAUAACAGCAGACGCCCACAAAUUCCUCAAUGUCCCUUAUGACUGCGGUAUCUUCUUCUGUCGGUACUCUUCAAGUACGCUCUCAGAGGACGUCUUCCGCAACGCAAAUGCAGCAUAUCUCAACUCAGGUGCCAGCAAUGGCGCAUCCCAUGUCCCAUCACCAUUGAACAUUGGUCUCGAAAACUCGCGACGCUUAAGAGCAUUACCAGUUUAUGCUUCCUUGAUGGCAUACGGCAAAAAUGGCUUCAAGACUAUUUUAGAGACGCAAAUCCGUCUUGCGCGCAUGAUCGCCGGCUGGCUAUACGAUCAUCCUGCAUAUACCCCUUUACCACUUGCUGCAAGCGAAGAGGACCUUUGUGCUCAAACGUACAUGAUUGUGCUAUUUCAAGCGAACGAUGAGAAAUUCAAUCAGCAAUUGACUAAGAAAAUCAAUGGUACUUCAAAGAUGUAUGUUUCGGGUACAUCUUGGGAAGGGAAGCCGGCGUGUCGUAUUGCUAUAUCUACCUGGAGGGCUGAUGUGUUGAGGGAUUUUGCGGUUGUAACCGAUGUACUUGAAAAGGUUGCUUCUAAUAGCUGA
Molecule: messenger RNA, 1800 nt
Organism: Talaromyces stipitatus ATCC 10500
Lineage: Eukaryota; Fungi; Ascomycota; Eurotiomycetes; Eurotiales; Trichocomaceae
Product: tyrosine decarboxylase, putative
Exons: 2
Coding region: 163-1800 (545 amino acids)
Biological process (GO): carboxylic acid metabolic process
Molecular function (GO): carboxy-lyase activity; pyridoxal phosphate binding
Source: RefSeq, a predicted model, not a curated record